AUGAACUACCGCGAAGAGAGGUCUCACAAGAAAAAGAUAGAGCUGAAAGAGAAGGAACUAAAGAAGAAAAUGGCUGCCGCACUAACGGACACCAGGGCCAAAGUUUCCUCGAAGGAGAAGUCUUCCAGUUUGGUCUCUCCCUCGGAGGGCACGGGCCGCGAGGUGAUCACUCUUCCCGACAGCGACCUUAGUGCUAAAUCUCCCGCUGCUCGCCCAGCUUCUGAAGAGGGCCACGCCAGCGGGUCAAAAAAGCAGAAAGCCGCGGAACCUGCACGUCCGGUACGUGCGAGCUCCAAGCCCCGAACUGAGGAGAAGCCCGUUGAGACCCCUGCCUCGAAGGGCUCCUUGCCCGCGGCCCCAAGUUCCGCCGACCCGAAAGUGAAUCCGAGGCGUAAACUCCCGGCUCUGCCAAAAUCCCUGCCUGACAUGAUGCGGGGCUUCAGCCGUCAAGGAGCUCGGGUUCCUGCCUUCAAGGACAUCUCCGUGAACAACCGGGAGGACUACUUCCGCUUUGCCGAGAAGAUGCUCUUUGAGUUUAACAGCUCGGUGGCCCACUACGAAGAGCAGCUUCUCGCCAGUCCCUCAGCCACCGAAAUAGGGGUUUUGCAAGCUCUGAUCUCUGACUUAGAGAAGGAGGUGAAGAAGCACAAGUCCCUGGAGGUCUCCAACCGGGCUAAGGUGGAAAAGGUGGCCAAGUUCAACAAGAAGCUCAGAACCGUCGAGCUUGAUCUGCAUAUCGCCGAAUCUUCCCUGGAGACUUGUCAAGACAAGCUAAAGCUGGCUGGGGAACUGUACCUCCAGGCGACCACCGCCGAGACAGAGGCGAAAAAGGAAUUCCAGGAGAUCAAACUCAGAAAUCAGCUCCUCGAAGCAGGGAAUGGCUCCGAGAUGGAGAGGAUCGGGUCGCAUCUCGAGGAGCAUGACCGCUUAAUCCCCAACACAAUCCGAGCUGCUGAGAUCACCGCCAACCGGAUGUUGGUAGGAGAGAUCGAGAAGGGCGAGAUUGCCAACCUGAAGGAGGAGCUCGAAACCUUAAAAGCUGACGAGAAGGCUGCUCGCCUUGAGGCUGAAAAGGUAAAGGACUUAACGUUUGACCCUGCAUCGUAUAAUGCUCUAUUGGCAAAUACUCCCCCCGAAUUCGUGCUUGACCCCGCUCCUGCUCCCCUUAUGAUCGAGAAGCCUACUUCUGACCCCCCUGUUGUACCGAACCAGGAACUGGAGGCAAUCCAGCCGGGCUUGAGCAAGGAGGUAAAUGCUUUUAUGAACCCCGGGGGUGAUGAAGCUCUUGUGGGCGAGGCGACUGGCACUCCUUUGGCCUGCUCCGAAGACCCUGCCGUGGACUCCGGACUUACUUAA
This is a messenger RNA of Capsella rubella, 1356 nucleotides long. RefSeq lists its product as uncharacterized. The record is from RefSeq and is a predicted model, not a curated record. NCBI's taxonomy places the organism in Eukaryota, Viridiplantae, Streptophyta, Magnoliopsida, Brassicales, Brassicaceae. The coding region runs from base 1 to 1356 and encodes 451 amino acids. The transcript has 4 exons.